Messenger RNA from Gaeumannomyces tritici R3-111a-1, 942 nucleotides. RefSeq lists its product as hypothetical. Bases 225 to 764 code for a protein of 179 amino acids. Gene Ontology annotation, molecular function: fatty acyl-CoA hydrolase activity. Lineage: Eukaryota; Fungi; Ascomycota; Sordariomycetes; Magnaporthales; Magnaporthaceae. The transcript is spliced from 2 exons. The record is from RefSeq and is a predicted model, not a curated record.
CUACCGCGCAGGGGAACAGCUGCUAUUUGAGCACUGCUUCCCCAGAAUCCAGAGGUGGGGACGGCGUUGCCGCCAGGGGUUGUCGGCACCAUCUCUCACAGUAAAGGCCAUCACUUGUCACUUGCUUGGAGCGACGCCAAUAAGACUUAUUAUUCAUAUUUAAAACGCCGAAACACUUGCGACCUGAACAUAUACCAAACAUCUUCACUCACACAGUGCCCAUCAUGGCAGCAAAUACCAAACCCUUGGGCGGAGACGACAAUGCCAAGACAACCAUCCAGAAAGCCAUUGAUGCGUACGGCAAGUUUUCGGACUUCACCAUGCCCUUCUUCCCCCACCUCGAGCUGAUCUCGGCCUCGGGCCUGAGGCCCAAGACCGAUGCGGGCGGUGGCACCGGCACCGAGGACCCGCUGGCCACGGCCACGUUCCGCUACACGGUGCCCAAGUCGCACUGCAACAGGCUCGGCACCCUGCACGGGGGCGCCGCCGCCACCCUCUUCGACUUCGCCACCACCAUGCCGCUGGUCCUCGUCUCCCGCCCGGGCUUCUGGAGCCAGAUGGGCGUGAGCCGGAACCUCUCCGUCACCUACGUGCGCCCCGCCCCGGCCGGCACCACCGUCCUGGUCGAGUGCCAGGUCGUCGCCGCCGGCGGCAGGCUGUGCGCCCUCCGCGGGGUCAUGCGCAGGGAGGACAACGGCCAGGUCAUCUCCACGUGUGACCACGGCAAGGUCAACAUCGACCCUCCUGUGAAGUCCAAGGUUUGACUGUAAUCAAAGUCCGCCCGUGUGCUCGCUGGGCCGAUAGACAUGGGUAUAGACUAGACACUGAAGCAUUUGGAUCGCAGCCGGCUUUCAUGGAAACGUAAAUAGAUAGAUAAGAAAUAUGGUAUCCUUUCGUUUGCAUCAUUCCGCUGUGCCGCCAUAAAACAAUAGUCGAGGGGUA